UCUACCUGUGGUUGUGGUUCAGAGUUAUUUUCGGUUACCAUGUCUUCUGCUAUGGAUAAGGCGCUGAUGGCCAUGUCUCUAGAGGAAGAAGAAGUUCCAUUCGAUCUUCCUGAUACCCCAGCUUACUGUUCAAGUGAUAAAAAUGAGUUCAGCCUGAUAGGUCGUCUUCUUAAUCCAGAAUGUCAAAAGAUGGCUAACCUGAUUUUGGAUUUGCCUAGAAAAUGGCAAAAGUAUGAUAGAGUCAGAGGUGUGGCUCUAUCAAGAGAGCGUUUCCAGUUUUUCUUCAAGUAUGAACAUGACCUAAAUGAAAUCUUGGACAAAGGUGUCCAUACUUUCAAUGAAUGGGCUCUUGCUACAGAGCGUUGGGAAGAGCAGCCUUCAAGUGAAUCUCUGCAGUUUGUUCCGAUCUGGGUGCAAAUCAGAAACAUUCCUAUUAAUCAUUACACUGAGGAGGCGAUUACUGCUUUAGGAGAUCUUGUUGGUCUUGUUACUGAAAUUGCAUUUGAUCCUACUAAAGCGCAGAACAAAGAGUUUGUGAGAGUGAAAGUUAAAUUUGAUGUGUCUAAACCUCUUAGACAGUCGAAAGUGAUCAAUCUGCCUAAGGGAGGCUCAACCACAGUUCACUAGUUCUAUGAAAGAAUUCAGAAGAGAUGCUAUUCUUGUCAAAGGUUAACUCACGCGCGUGAGGUGUGCCCUAUUUUGAUCAUGAAACGUCAAGCUUUGGCGGCUGAAAGAAGACUUGGA
Molecule: messenger RNA, 744 nt
Organism: Eutrema salsugineum
Lineage: Eukaryota; Viridiplantae; Streptophyta; Magnoliopsida; Brassicales; Brassicaceae
Exons: 1
Coding region: 40-627 (195 amino acids)
Source: RefSeq, a predicted model, not a curated record